Messenger RNA from Moneuplotes crassus, 1669 nucleotides. Lineage: Eukaryota; Ciliophora; Spirotrichea; Euplotida; Euplotidae. The record is from the annotation of a GenBank genome assembly.
UCAGUCGAAGAGACCAUGUCAAAGUUGUUCGUGAAUGGCUUCGAUGAGACCAAGGAAAUGGAGAACCUUUAUAAUAUGCCUGAUGAUAAUGAGUCUGAGAAAAUAUUUUCUACAAUUGAGAUAGAUGAAUACUGGGAGAACCUUCGUGAAGAAGCUAUCCACGAGACUAACGUCCAUAUCCAAAUAUCUAAACCCUUAGCAAAAGAAGAGCCUACUGAAUCCGAUAGGAUCGUUAAUUAUCUCAAGCAUAAGCAAUAUCCUCAAUGCUUAAGAGCCGAGGCAAAGCAGAAGGAUCAAGAAGUUUUAGGAUCCACUUCCUACUCGAGAAAAAUUAAUGACCUGAAGCUAAAGUUGUUCGAUAUGGAGAAGAAGUACCAAGAGGAAGUCCGAGCGCGAAGGGACUUGCAAGCAGAUAUAAAACAACUUAAGAUAAUGGUACAUAAGGAACACCUCCAAAGUGUGUAUAAAUAAAGUUAGCGAAGAGGCACAAGCACAAAAUCAUAUGAAGCUCAAGAUUCUUAAGGAGAGAUAUGAUCAGGAAUUUAAUGUUGUUCAUAAAAAUUAUCAUGAGCUAUAUUUUGACUACAUGAACAACACGGAACUUAACCAUAAAAUGUCCCUUAUGUCCUUAGAACAGGAACAGGUGCUCAUACAGAUGAGACUCAGAACUCAGAUGUCCCAAAAUAAGCAAGGGAUAAAUAAAAUUUCUACUGAAAAACCGAAAAUUAUGAAGAAAGAUUCCUUACACAUAAAAUACCAGGACUCUCAGGCUGAGUUAAACCAGCUCCACUCUGAAAUUGAUAUCCUUAGAAACCAAUACACUGAAAUUUUAAAAUAAAUGGGAGAACUCUGAAACCAUUAUAAAGGAAAUGAAGGGUGAAAUUGCCAAACUCAAGGAAGAACAUACCCACAACACCCAGUUACUAAAUAUAAAAUAUGAAAUAAAGGAGAAGUGCUUAAAGGAUAAGAUACAACAACUAGUCACGAAGCUCUCGCAAACUUCUAAAGAUUUCAAAAAUGAGCUGAAACUGAAUGAUGAAAUUAUUAAUAGAUACUGCAAGCAUAAUGAUAACCUGAAGAAACAGGUAGUUUUAUGCAAAAAUGUCAUCAAGAAUCCUAAAAUGAUGGCCCAUUCUAUAAGGAAAUACAACUUUGACGAACUCCAGGUAUAUCAGUAUGGCGAAAUUAAGAAAUCCCAGUCCAGAAAGGACUGGAGGAAGAGUUUUGAUAGAGAACUUAAGUCUAUCACUGAUUCUGAACUUACUUCUUACGAAAACUUCGUGGCUAAUGACAAAGAGAGGGCCAAGACAAGGGAUAUUAGCCAGAGGAAGAAUAGGAAGCAACUUAAGAACAUUAUUACUAAGAUAGCCAGGUCUAACUCUGGAUCUAAAAGUAGCUUAGGGUACUUUCAUUGUGUAAAGGUUUAGGAUGGUUGAUAAUUGGAAAUAUACAAGUCCUACUUUUACUCGCUCUCAAAGGAAAAAGUCUUAUGACCGUCGUUCCCUAUUACAGAAAUCAAAGCUAAUGCAUCAGUUCAAGCAUGUUCAGAAUGAUUCCACAACUGCUCGGAUAACCCCUUGUUAGUAGGAACUGAAUAAAUUCAUAUAUUUUGAAACUCAUCUUGAUAUCAGGAAUAAUAAAUUAGUGUAUAUAAUUUUAUCAAUGUGUA